This is a messenger RNA of Microtus ochrogaster (prairie vole), 7885 nucleotides long. It is a transcript of the gene Uhmk1, whose product is annotated as U2AF homology motif kinase 1. Gene Ontology annotation, biological process: positive regulation of translational initiation; peptidyl-serine phosphorylation; regulation of protein export from nucleus. The record is from RefSeq and is a predicted model, not a curated record. Gene Ontology annotation, molecular function: RNA binding; protein serine/threonine kinase activity; ribonucleoprotein complex binding. Gene Ontology annotation, cellular component: nucleus; neuronal ribonucleoprotein granule. NCBI's taxonomy places the organism in Eukaryota, Metazoa, Chordata, Mammalia, Rodentia, Cricetidae.
CUCCCGCUUCCGGUGUCAUGGCGGCCUGAGGUCCCGGGAGUCGGUACGGCCUCUGCGAGCCCCUCCCUGCGGAGCGGCGGGUCCGGGCGGGGAUGUGACGGCGGGAGCCGCGGGCCUGCCUGGCGCGUCGUGUCGGCUCGCGUGUCCUCGCCCCAGCCUGUACCAUGGCGGGGUCCGGCUGCGCCUGGGGCGCCGAGCCGCCGCGCUUCCUGGAGGCCUUCGGGCGGCUGUGGCAGGUACAGAGCCGCCUGGGCAGCGGCUCGUCGGCUUCGGUGUACCGGGUGCGCUGCUGCGGCAACCCGGGCUCGCCCCCCGGAGCCCUCAAGCAGUUCCUGCCUCCGGGAACCACCGGGGCUGCGGCAUCAGCCGCGGAGUAUGGUUUCCGCAAAGAGAGGGCAGCGCUGGAGCAGUUGCAGGGUCACAGGAACAUCGUGACUUUACCAUACCAUGGAGUCUUUACCAUACACUUACCUCCAAAUGUGCCAUCACGCUGUCUGUUGCUUGAACUCCUGGAUGUCAGUGUUUCGGAAUUGCUUUUAUAUUCCAGUCACCAGGGUUGCUCCAUGUGGAUGAUACAGCAUUGUGCCAGAGAUGUUCUGGAGGCCCUUGCUUUCCUUCACCACGAGGGCUAUGUCCAUGCAGACCUCAAACCACGAAACAUUCUGUGGAGUGCAGAGAAUGAGUGCUUUAAGCUUAUUGACUUUGGACUUAGCUUCAAAGAAGGCAAUCAGGAUGUAAAGUAUAUUCAGACAGACGGGUAUCGAGCUCCAGAAGCAGAACUGCAAAAUUGCUUGGCCCAGGCUGGCCUGCAGAGUGAUACAGAAUGUACCUCAGCUGUUGAUCUGUGGAGCCUCGGAAUCAUUUUACUGGAAAUGUUCUCAGGAAUGAAACUGAAACAUACAGUCAGAUCUCAGGAAUGGAAGGCAAACAGUUCUGCUAUUAUUGAUCAUAUAUUUGCCAGUAAAGCAGUGGUGAAUGCCGCAAUUCCAGCCUAUCACCUCAGAGACCUUAUCAAAAGCAUGCUUCAUGAUGACCCAAGCAGAAGGAUUCCUGCUGAGAUGGCAUUGUGCAGCCCAUUCUUUAGCAUCCCUUUUGCCCCUCAUAUUGAAGAUCUGGUGAUGCUUCCAACUCCAGUGCUCAGACUCCUCAAUGUGCUAGAUGAUGAUUAUCUUAAAAAUGAAGAUGAAUAUGAAGAUAUUGUAGAAGAUGUCAAAGAGGAGUGUCAGAAAUAUGGACCAGUGGUUUCUCUGCUUGUUCCAAAGGAAAAUCCUGGCAGAGGACAAGUCUUUGUUGAGUACGCAAAUGCUGGGGAUUCCAAAGCUGCUCAGAAAUUGCUGACUGGGAGGAUGUUUGAUGGAAAGUUUGUUGUGGCUACAUUCUACCCGCUGAGUGCCUACAAGAGGGGAUACCUGUAUCAAACCUUGCUUUAAUUAGUAACCUAAGGACUAUUUCCUGUUUCUCCUCUUCCAUUUCUUGGAUAUUCCACAGCUGAAUGCAGGAGCACCCCUUCACCCAUUUUAAAGGGUACCUUGUACAUUUAUUUAAUCCUACUAAUGUGCAGCCAUUGCCCAAACAGUGACUGCAUUGCAAACAUUGGCAUUGAGUAGGACAAGACCUCUCAGCUAUACAUUGAGGGGGUUAGAGCACCCAUGUGGGCACCCUUAACUUGUGCAGUAGGGCAGGAGCUGCUCUUUAGUAUGUAACCUAAAGAGAUGUCAUUUCAUGUGAUGAUGAAGCAAUGAUGAGUAAUUUGUCAUAGUGAAUAUUAUUAACAAAUUUGUUAGGGUUGGUGACAUCACAGAUUAUUUGUUUGUAUUGUCAGGUGUAUCUCAUUGUUAUUCUAGCUGGCACUGGAUGCUCUAAUAAUGUUAAGUCAUUGUCAAGCAGCAGUUACCUACCGUGUUCUUAACAAUGAGUUGUGAAUUUUUCUAAGGGAGUACUGUAGAACUUAAUAUUCCUCUGAAGAAACUGCAGUGAGCCUAUCAAUGUUUUUAAAAUUACUAUUAAGGCUUUUACAAUAGAAAGCUGAUGCUUGAUCUUGCACAAUUUUUAUGUCUAGUAUGUGUGCUUGAGUGGGUGUGCAGGUGUGAAAGAAUAGAGAAAUUGGAGUCAGUGUACUUUAUAGUGUGAGUUUUGUGAGCUAAUACAGUCUAUAACCAUUUCUUCCUGCCUGUUUCACACUUGUGAGACUUGACAAACAGGUUUCUCGAACGUUGGUCUGACUGAUAGAAUGUAAAUGACAGAAAGUACAGAACAGAACAAACUGGAGUCUAGACCAGGGUUACACUGAAACUCUUCCGAGUGACUGGAACAAAGAAGGUUUUGUACAUGUCAAUUAUCCCAGUCUUUGGUCUACUUUAGACCCAAGAUUAACUCAUCUUGUUUUGUACUGAACCUCUUGUGAUAAUUGUAAAAUUUCUUCAGAUGUAGUUUUUUUUUUCUGCUGUAAUGGGAAAUUGAGGUGGAUCAGAAAAAAGUUUGUUGUACAGUGAAGGGAAAAGAGAAAAGUGCAAAGAAGGUAGUCAUGGAUCCUUUCCUCCUCUGUGUCCCCCGCUGCCCUGCACCUUCAUCCCUUGUCCCCUUUGCCUCUGUCUGCAGCUGGAGGGCUUUUGAUUGUAACGGAGUAAAGAAAGGUUGGGAUAUUAUGAGGUGGAAGUAGAAAGGAAUCAAAACUGAGUUUCUAAAAGCUCUGUAGUGAUCUGAUGUGUCCUUGAUUAGAGGGCGCCUGUUCUCGUGAGUUUGUGGGCACAGAUGGACUGUGGCUUGAGGAUUGUGAGCGUGGAUUCUUCUUAUUCUGUAGUGGGUUGCUUUGAAAGCUGUAACUUAGUAAAGCACUGGAAGUACAGAAUAACCCACAGCCUGUACACCAGUUUGGAAUUUUCCCUGUCUCCUUACCUAAAUGAAAGUUUUAUUUAUUUAUUUUUCCUUAGGAAAGAGCAUGUGUCUUUCCCUGACAGCAGCCUGCUUAUAUAGUCUUCUCGUGUCCAAGCCAUGUACACUCCUGAAAGCUCCAUUACAAUUUGCAUUUUAAAGGAUGAGUUAUUUUACCCUGUUGAAAAAUACAUUGUCCAACAUUUGUUAGUAAAAUCAAAUUAUUCAGAGCUCCCUCUUAUGAAGUUAAAUUUGUUUUAAGGGGAUUACGUCAUAGUCUUACAUCAUGGUUCCUGAUAUGUUACUUAGAUAGAAGGCUCUUUCAGAAUUGAUUGGGUGGUUUUCAAGUCAGAAUUAGAGAGCAUGUACUGUGAAGCCCUUUGCUUUCCUAGAGCAUAAAUAUUUACAUCAGGGACUGCUUCUGUGGUCACAGGGUACAAGUGAGUUCUUUGGAAGAGCAAGUAUGGUUGACAUAUGUUCCCCUGUCUCACAAAAAAGAUCCUUGCAAAUAAACUUCAUAUAGGCUUCCAAGCUCUGUCGGGUGGAUGCUGCUGACAUUUCUGCACUUAUCCUUCUGUAAUCCUCAUCAGUGCAAAUGUACUCAUAAAUGUGUGUUGUGUUUGACUCUGUAGACUUACUGCAGACGAUGCUAACUUGAUUUUGAGGAAACUAAGGAAGUAAAUGGUGGGCCCAAGUAAAUGUAUUGAAUUAAAUAUUUUAUAUUGAAGCCACAAAAUUGAAAACAAGGCUACCCUCCUAUGAUUUAAACCAUUGUUUGCUAGUUCUUAGCCCAUUUACCAAAGAGGACAGCUGCAUAGUCUCCUUCCUCUGAUACCAUGAGGACUUUCUUAAAUAGGACCAAAUGUUAUAAAAGAUGUAAUUUUCACAAUAAAUAUAUGCACAGAAAUCUUAAUUCUUUGAAGUUAUUAAAAACCUAGAAUUCUUUUACCAGGCAAGGUAAAGAGGAAGGAUUCAUAUUAGCACCUUUUUCUGGGGGCAAAUUUUAUCUCAGGUAGUUUUUCUUUCCCUAUUUUAGUGUUUGUGCUUCCAUCCCUCUUGCCUUCCCACUUCCUUAUUCUUCCAUGGUACUACUCCACUGUGGCACAUGUCCCAGAUCAGGCAUAGGAAGUGAUUGCCCCCUGGGGAAUUUUGCAUUCUUUAGAAGUAUUUGGAGGAGGUGGCUAGUAGCCAUGAUAAAACUCUAAUACUAUAUUUAGAAGAGAAUAGUAGUGUUGGGCACCUCAGUAAGAGGUUUAUUAGCACUGGAUACCCUCCUUCCUUUGUGGCCAUUAGCACAGCAGCUAUCUUUGGGAAAUCUCCCUUUGUGCCGUCUCCUGAGCUAAGUUUACAGCUGCUUUUAGAAUCAUAUGACUAAUAGAGUUUUACUCAUCUGCCUCUGUUUUCAUUGAGAGAAGCACAGCCUUCUCUUUCAUCUAUAGCUGCUAAAGAGUGUUGAGAUAUGUUAACCCUGCCACCAACCAUGCUGCCUCACAGAGAAGUGCAGAAGAAUUGCAGGUGUCUUAUUACACUGGACUUUCCCUCAAGUACGGGCUUCAGCUGCAGAGUAACUUUAAAGGCAGGUUAGACUAUUCAUCAGAACUGUUUCAUGGCUCUUUUGAAUUUGUUGAUCAAAGGCAGGUGGUGAACAGUUUGUUGUCAUUUUUGGUAGUUCUCACUCUGACUUCUUAGGCCUAUUGUACAUAGCAUUGUAUUUUUCAGCAGUUUUUGAAAAUGAGCAUCGUCAUACCCGAUGGUAAUUAGAACAACAUAGUGGGUGAGGGAAUCAGUCAGGGAGACCCUUGUAGCCGUGUGGUCUACCGACUCUCACUGAAAGAGUACGGGCUAGCCUUUUUUUUUUUUUUUUCAGGUUAGGGUACAGGUAGUAUCACAUCGUGACUUUCCAUCUGUUGGAUGUGUAGCUGGCUCAUAUGAGCAAGUGCCUUGUGUUUCCUGGUGAAUAUUAAACCGCAUCUGGGCAAAAGCUCCAGGUGACGACUACACUGUCACUUUUCUUGGAAUAACUUGGAUUGAGUCAUGUGAGUCCAGAAUUUCCUUGGCUUACUUAAAAAGUAUGUAUGUGUAAAACUAUUCCUACUUGAUAUAUCUCAGUAUAGCAUGUGGAUGGAAAGGUCAGUUAUCCAGCACAUCGAAUUCUGAGAUCUCGUUCCAUUUGUUAGGGUUCUUUCCUCAAACCUUAUUGCUCCAGCUCUCUCUAUUUCUUGUGUAAAUUGUGGUCACAUACAGACCAGUCCUUGGUCACUGUUAGCUCAAAAGAAAUCCUGUUUCUUGAGGUGCUCAGCUUUCGCCUUUCUUUUGAGUAGGGGUCUGUGGUCUUUCCACCUGGUGUCCUAACUUCCUCAUAGAACACCCUGAUCUUGAGUCUCUGUCAUGUGGAGCUCAUCUGGGUGUGUUUGGAUUUUUAGAUUCUUAAUCAUGGAGAAGCUUGGAUAUUUUAGUUUUUAGAGUGCCCCCCUCAUUUGUAAUGAAUUUUGAUCCUUUCUUCACGUGAUACCACAGGAUGGAUCAUGAUUAUUGUCCUUCCCAAGAUGGUGUUCACUAUGUCUAAAGUUGUCUGGUGACUAGUGCUUCAUACCAUGACCAGCAGCUGGCAGGUACUAGAUAUUUAAGAAGGUAAACAAUUUAGACUAUUUUUGCUAUGACUUUAAGAAGAAAUGAGCUGUCAAAGAAAUACAUAUAUGCCAGGGAGCAUUUAGAAUAAACAGCUUUUUGGAGACAGGGUUUCACAGUGUAGCCUAGACUGGCCUCCAGCUCAGGAUCUUCCUGUCUCAGCCUCCCAAGUGCUGCUUAUCACAGUGUGCACCAUCAUGCCCAACUCUUGUAGGAAACUUUAUAGAUGAUCAUUAAGGGAAUUUUUCAGGAUAUAAGACAAACACAAAAGUUUACACAAAUUUUGUUAUCCUGAUAAACUAUUAUCUGUAGCUCAGCACUUUCCCUGUUUCUUGUGCUGCUUAUAGGAAUGAUUGCUUUAAAUUUGCUGUAUUUGUGCCUUUCAGAGAGUUAUAACCAAGGCAGUUGUGUUUGUCCCACCAUUCUAAAUGCUGGCAUUGCUGGGAGCCUCAGUAAACAGUUGCAUGAGUAUUAAACUAGGUAGCUGUCACAACAGUGUGAAGAGAAAUUGGUGUGUGUUCUGUGAACGAAGUUUCUAGUGUUUUAAUGAAAAGGCAACAAGACAUGCUCUUACUUGCCUGAGUGACCAUUAAUCUCUGUUGUGCAAAAGACAGCUUUAUUCUACUUCUCUGUAUAAUGAAAGCAAGUUACAUUCUGAGAAGAAAACUGGAAUUGUUUGUUUCUUACUGAGCAACUUGUGUAGACAGGCUACUACCACCUGCAGCCACUAUUAUAAGGGAGUGUACCUCUAGUAAUUCUUCAAGAUCCUCCAUGGGAGGGCUGGGGUUAAGAGCACCGACUGCUCUGCUAGAGGACCUGGGUUCAAUUCCCAGCAUCCACACGGUAGCUCACAACUGUCUAACUCCAGUUCCAGGGAAUCCAACACCCUCACCCAGACGUACUUGGAGGCAAAAACAGCAAUGCACAUAAAAUAAAAAUAAAUAAAAUCCUUGGUUGGAAUCACUUUCCUUUUCUCUGUCAGCUCCUCUCAGAAUCUCUUCAGUUACUUGAAUUACAUUUACUGUGUUAUUUUAUUAGGUGGGUCACCAGAAGGCUGUCAGAGUUAAGAGUAAGGAAGAGAAUGAUUAAUAUGGAUAGAGAAAAGAAGAAAGUGACUCACUUACUGGCGUUAGUUCACAUAACUUCCGCAUACAGUUCACAAUCUAAAAAUCUAGGUUAUUACCUGUAGCAUGAAAACAUUGCCUUUCGGACACAUUCCUCAUCCUUGUUCCCCAGCAGAUUGUUGUCAGGGUUAUGAGGCCAGAUUAAAUAUCCAUAUUGAGUUUGUCCUAAUUUUGUAAAGUAUUUAAUUCCAGCCCUGGGCAUUUGUGCUUUAUUACUAUUGCAAAUUGAGACUCAGAGGAAGCUAAAGGUCAGCAUCUGUCUUCCUUCUGCACAGGAAGUGAGUGGCAUUAGUAUGCACUAACUGCAGAGUUACAGCACUUUGUGAAAAGAAGUGUAAGUACUGUUUAUUAUUAUGUUAAAAACCUUAAUCUUCACAUCUGUAAUUAGCAGAAUAUAAAACUGUCACAUCUUUUCCAUCAGAAUUUAUUUUUCAUUCUUCAUUCUUUUUUGAAAAAUCUUAAAAUACUUUAACAUUCCUUAAUCUUCUUUAAGUAGAUUCAGAUCUGGGGUAGAAGGCUUUUUUCCCCUCCUAAAAAGGGCUCUUAUCUUUUCCAUCUUUUUUGUCACUCCUAGGAAUUCCUUUAUUAUCAAUACCUUUUCAUGGUUUCUGAACUUGAGACUAUGUCGGCACUGGAGUGAAUGGUUCUGAAUAUGAAAACCUACUACUGCUUUCCCUUGCAAACAUGCUUUGGGCAUAGAAGGUCUGGUUAAAAACAUGUGAAAGAUCACCUAACCAAAGCCAGUUCUAAGGCGUGUUGGCUCCUGCUGGGCUACCUUUACCUCAGAGGACAGGAGCACGACAAUGCGCAGCGAGGGGCCGUCUCUGACAGUCUACCCCGUGUUCCAGUAGCGUGUUGGUCUUGGCACUUGUUGAUGCCAUGAUUCUGUUUUUCAUGGUGUUUUACUGCUUGUGAAUGGUUGGUUGGGCUUUUGUUUUUGUUUGUUUGAACUAAGUGAGACUAUAAAUGUAGAUAGAUGUGUUUUAGUACCAAGGUGUUCUUUUUUCAAAUCCCUAAAUUUCUGAUUUCCAUACCACUCUUUCAGACGUCUGUUUUCUUGCUGAUAGCAGAGGACUUUAUCUCCACCUCCCUAUAAAGUGUGAGCACUGUGUUUCAGCGAGCUGCAUUGCGGACUUCUGCUGAAAACUCCUCUGUAAACACAAUUGCCUUGUUGAGUUUUGUUGUGAACUGACUCACCAUGCGAUGCACUGUUGAUAGCUUCCCGAUGUGUGGUGGAUAAGAGUGAUAAAAAUAAAGCUUAU